Messenger RNA from Maudiozyma saulgeensis, 369 nucleotides. The record is from the annotation of a GenBank genome assembly. NCBI's taxonomy places the organism in Eukaryota, Fungi, Ascomycota, Saccharomycetes, Saccharomycetales, Saccharomycetaceae.
AUGAACGCUCCAGAUAGAUUUGAACUUUUUUUACUAGGUGAAGGUGAAUCUAAGUUAACUAUUGACCCAGAUACCAAAUCGCCAAAUGCUAUUGUAGUAUUGUUUGAGAAGGAAGAUCAUACAUUAGGUAAUUUGAUUAGAUCAGAAUUAUUAUUAGAUUCUAAAGUUUUAUUUGCUGCGUACAAAGUUGAACAUCCUUUCUUUGCUAGAUUUAAAUUAAGAAUACAAACUACCGAAGGUUAUGAUCCAAAGGAUGCUUUAAAGAAUGCAUGUAAUAAUAUCAUUAAUAAACUAGGUGUAUUAAAGACAAAUUUUGAAACUGAAUGGAACCUACAAACAUUAGCAUCUGAUGAUAAUUUCGGUAUAUAA